CUGUCCGUCCGUCCGUCCGUCCGUCUGCCCCGCAGGUGUGCGCGUCGACUUUCCUGUCAAAUACCGAAAAGUCCAGAUGGAAAACCUGAACGUCCUAUGACCUUGGCUUUCCGUCGGACAACACCGGACUGUUGGUGGACACUCUGUGGGUGUCGGAGAGAGAAAAAGCUUAAACCCGGGGCAGAGCGGUUUUGCACGUUACGGUUAGCCCGGGCAGGACACGAACGGCCGCUUGUUGGAGCUCUCAGAGACGGUAACCUCACCGACACACGGCCGGGGAGGAGAGAACUUGGUGCUUUUUACGAAGACGGUGUGUUUAAAUAUAUCCACACUGGUCAGCUAAGGCCACAGCCUGAAGCGUCAUGGCCUCGGCCCUCUUUGAYCACAGCAGCGUCCUGCAGGAGGAGCUCACCUGUCCCGUGUGCCUGGACCUGUACCGGGACCCCCACCUGCUUCCAUGCGGCCAUAACUUCUGCAAGUCCUGCCUGGACCGCUUGAAGCGGCAGUCGGAUCGAGGUCGCCUCCGUUGCCCCGAGUGCCGCGACAGCCACCGCUGCGGCACCCACUUCCCCAAGAACUUCAAGCUGGCCAACAUCGCAGACGACUACCGCCGCAGGCGCCGAGCGACCGCCGCAGACCCCGUCAUUUUCCAGGUGUCGUCUCAGACAGUGCCUCAGGUCACGGCCGUCUCCACUGUGCCGUGCGACUACUGUCCUUCAGUGCCCGCCGAGGCUUCGGGAKUCAGCAGCUCUGCGGACGGGUGCUCCGCUGCUGCUUUUCAGGACGGGGGCGACAAGCAGGGAGCCGCAGCCAGCUCUGGRCUUGCGGUCAAAACAUGCCUCAAAUGUGAGGUGUCGAUGUGCCCGGAGCACGUGAAACCACACCUGGAGCUGCCGGCGUUCCGCGAACACCCUCUCACUGAACCCAUGAGCAACUUCUGGAAGAGGAAGUGCCUGGAUCAUGAGGAGCUUUACAGAUACUACUGCAUGGAUGACAAGAUGUUGGUUUGCAAUGCCUGCACCAUAGAGGGAGGACAUGUAGGACACACAAUCAAAACCCUGAAAAACACAAUGAAAGAUUUUAAG
Molecule: messenger RNA, 1085 nt
Organism: Austrofundulus limnaeus
Lineage: Eukaryota; Metazoa; Chordata; Actinopteri; Cyprinodontiformes; Rivulidae
Product: E3 ubiquitin/ISG15 ligase TRIM25
Molecular function (GO): zinc ion binding
Source: RefSeq, a predicted model, not a curated record